Messenger RNA from Styela clava, 639 nucleotides. RefSeq lists its product as uncharacterized. Lineage: Eukaryota; Metazoa; Chordata; Ascidiacea; Stolidobranchia; Styelidae. The record is from RefSeq and is a predicted model, not a curated record.
CAUACCAGUCAGGACGUGGAACGAAAAAAGUAGCGAUGUUUUGCACUAAAUACCUCGGGUGCGUUGUUCUAGUAGGAAUCGUUUUAUUAUAUACGAUUUCAAUCAGUUCUGCAGCUCAAUAUACCAUCUCACCGAUAGUUAACAGAAAUGGAUCUGUAGUGAAUAAUAUCGUAUCUAAGUUUCUUUCUGAAUCGCAAGUGGAACUGAACGAAACGUUUUCGAUAUUUUCUACAAAAUCGUUCAGGCUAUCGGUGGAAGAUGAAAAUAUUAUUAUAGCCAAGGUCAAAGUUGAUAGAAAAUCUUACAUUCACAUUGCAAUUGCUAAUGCUUUUCGUUCCACACCUAUGUAUCUGACUUCGAUUGAUGGAUUGUCAAAACAAAGAGAUAUAAAAACUUACACCUUGGACAUCGUUGCUAAGCUGUCUCCACCAUAAUCUCAAGAAGAAAAUGUUGGAAUAAAUUUGUAUUUGUUUAUACGGUUUUUACUGUGUAGUAGUUGUUAAACGUAUUUUUAUUACGUUUUUUUGUUUGUACGUGAAUUGAAGCGGUAAUAAAAUAAAUUAUAACGUUUGUUCAUUUCGCACUGCAACAAGAAGUUACGUAGGCAAAAUACGGAAUAAAUCACACGUUGCAAGUUGA